AUGUCAGAGUAUGAAAGUCUGGGUCAUAUGGAGAAAUGUGAGAAUGAUAAUUUACCACGUAAGAUGCAUUUUAUACCACAUCACGGUGUGCUUCGGGAAAGUAGUACUACUACUAAAUUAAGAGUCGUUUUCAAUGCUAGCAGUCCGACUUCUUCGGGUGUUUCCUUGAAUAAUAUACAGAUGGUAGGUCCCGUGGUACAGGACGACCUUUUGUCCAUUCUUUUACGCUUUCGGCUACACAAAUACGUUCUCACAGCUGAUGUUGAGAAAAUGUACCGGCAAAUAGUCAUUCAUCCCGAUGACCGCUAUUUGCAACAAAUGUCUGGCGUGAUAACCCUUCAGAACAGCUUCAAGCUUAUCAACUUAACACCGUGA
Parnassius mnemosyne (clouded apollo) is the source of this 375-nucleotide messenger RNA. The record is from the annotation of a GenBank genome assembly. Lineage: Eukaryota; Metazoa; Arthropoda; Insecta; Lepidoptera; Papilionidae.